CCACCUUGCUCUCUGACUACCACCAUGUCUGCUGCUACUCAGGAUCCGGAAGUGAACCCAUACGACCUACUUGGCCUUGGGAUCGAAUGCACAAAACAAGAAAUCCAGACAGCCUACCGUCAGACCUCUCGGAAAGUGCACCCUGAUCGCAACAGGAAUGACCCGGACGCCGCCCAAAAGUUCCAUGCCCUGACUCAAGCGUCCGAGCUGCUGCUGGACCCGCUGCGACGCCUGGCGCUCGACGCGAAGCUGCGCCUCAAAGCCGCACGGGACGCGCGUUACAAGAACUUCGACGCGAAGCGCAAGACCAUGGUGUCGGACCUCGAAGAGCGCGAGCGCGCGUUCAAAAAGGCCAAGAUGGACCAGGAGACGGACGAGGCGGGCAGGCGGGCCGAGACGGAGAAGAUACAGGAGGCUGGGCGCAAGAUGCGCGAGGAACGAGAGCGGCAGGCUCACGAACGACAGGCCGAGGCGCAGCGGGCGGCGGAGGACGAAGAUCUUCCUCCAACCAUGCACCCAUUAGACACCGCUGUCCGGCUCAAAUUCAAAUCCGCCGCUCAUCCCGCAUUGACAACACCCACAUCACUUGCUGAGCUACUCAGACAGUUCGGCGAAACCGACGCCGACGGCAUCGUCCUCUCGACCACAGGCAGCAAGAAGAACAAAUCCGGGACCGACAAGCCCGAUAAGCCAUCCAAAUACACGACGGCCGCCGUCCUGUUCAAGCAGAUCGGGGAUGCCUUCGCCGCCGUUGGUGCUAGCGGCCGGGCGGAGCGCGGUCUGGACGGGAUCGAUGUGGUGUGGGCGGGCGGGAAGGAGCCGGAUAUCAUUAGAUGGCUGAAGCGCACGGGAAAGUUGUCGGCGCGGCCUCUCCCAUCUGAAAAAACGGAGACGAGGCAAGGCGACUCGUCCUCGGGCACGGGCCAGCUACCGCAAACCUCGCCGGCAGCAUCCGACUCGUAUUCGACGUUUCCUACCUCCUUCGUUUCUCCACCUGAUGCGGCCAAAUCCAAUGCGCCCGUGCCGUCACUAGGUUUAGAUUAUGAAGCUGUCACGUUGAUGCGGAUGAGACAGGCGGAGCGCGAACGAUUGGAACGUGAGAUUCUGGCGCAAGAGGCGGAGGACUAAUAGAGUCCACAUGUACGAAUCUGGAUUGAAAAUGUACCCCAAAAUCCUA
Molecule: messenger RNA, 1177 nt
Organism: Mycena citricolor
Lineage: Eukaryota; Fungi; Basidiomycota; Agaricomycetes; Agaricales; Mycenaceae
Source: the annotation of a GenBank genome assembly